Messenger RNA from Mytilus californianus (California mussel), 829 nucleotides. RefSeq names its product growth arrest and DNA damage-inducible proteins-interacting protein 1-like. Bases 11 to 793 code for a protein of 260 amino acids. Lineage: Eukaryota; Metazoa; Mollusca; Bivalvia; Mytilida; Mytilidae. The transcript is spliced from 2 exons. Gene Ontology annotation, cellular component: nucleus. The record is from RefSeq and is a predicted model, not a curated record.
CAUAUUAAAAAUGGCAGCUUCCAUGGUGAAAAUUAGUUCGCUAACUAAUUUCUUGACAAAAAGUAAUAGCACUCGGUUACUGCAAAAAAUAUAUAGGAACAAACAAUAUUGUCGACAUAUCAGUUCCGCAGAGGCACCAGAACCACAAGCACUCCCAGAUGAAUUAGAAACAUUCGAAGAAAAAGAGUCCGUGAUAGAAAGGUUGAGAAAUUUUUCAAAUUUGCCACAAUACCUUCAAGACAAGGAACAUGGAAAAUUACCAGAUCGGGAACGACUUGAACAAAUGACUUUUAAAGAUAACACUAAAAGAAAAAUAUUUCUGAGAAAACUCUAUGCUAAGUAUGGUAGUGCUAUUGACAUUGAUGCCGGGGUUUGUUGGCCUUCAAAAGAGGAGCUCGAAGAGAUCAAAGAAGAUGAUAAGUUUUUUGAACCAUCAUUUCAACAGAUGUUAGCAGAUCUUAAAGAAGAAAAGAGGAAGGAAGCUGAAUUCAAUAUGAAUGUAUUAACAAAAGUAGAAAAAGGUAUGGCUAAAAUGGACACUUUAAUCAAAGAUUUCAAUGCCAGACAGCAGAAAGAAUUAGAAAAAGAAGAAGAAGCCGAGAUCAAGAGAAAAGAAAUGAUGGAACUGGCUGAAGAAUAUUACGGCUAUGCUGUUAAGCCUAGAAGUCCAGAGUUUAUCAAAUUUAUGGAAAUGAAAAGAAAUGAAGAAAAAGUGGCUAAAAAAGCAGCAAAGCAGGCAUCAAGAAAUAAACGUUCAAGUCCUCAAGUACAACAGGAAGUUGCAAAAUCUUGAUGUAUUUUCCUUCCUAUUAAAAUUAUAAAUAAUUAA